Hippopotamus amphibius kiboko is the source of this 4469-nucleotide messenger RNA. It is a transcript of the gene PGAP2, whose product is annotated as post-GPI attachment to proteins 2. The coding region runs from base 2821 to 3588 and encodes 255 amino acids. The transcript has 6 exons. Lineage: Eukaryota; Metazoa; Chordata; Mammalia; Artiodactyla; Hippopotamidae. Gene Ontology annotation, biological process: GPI anchor biosynthetic process. Gene Ontology annotation, cellular component: endoplasmic reticulum membrane; Golgi membrane. The record is from RefSeq and is a predicted model, not a curated record.
CGGUCUGCUGUCCACUUGUCGCCUUUCUCUUCUGCGUCCUCUGGUCCCUGCUCUUCUACUUCAAGGAGACUACGGCCACACACUGUGGGGCUGGGAACUCCUUGAAGGUGGGUACUGCAUCUGAAUCAGAAAGUGUUUGUUGAGGGACUUCCCUGGUGGUCUAGUGGUUAAGACUCUGUGCUUUCACUGCAGGGGAUACGGGUUUGGUCCCUGGUCGGGGAACUAAGACCCCAUAUGCCACGUGGCACGGCUGGAGAAAAAAAGUGUUUGUUGAAUAAAUGGAUAGGACACCCCAGCCCCACCAACACACACACACAUAUCAGCUCAGCACCCUGGAUAAAGGAAGGCAUGAUAUAAUCCAGUCAUAGUCCGUACAGAGAAUUAUAGUAUUUGUAUGGCAUAUGGAGUUAGAUGGAGUAGGCUGUUUGCUCUGGUCCUCAUGGCUGGCUCCAAGCGAUAAUGGGAUCAAUAACCUCAGUAUACUUAAAACCCAUUCUCAACAUACUCGUUAGGGAGCUGAGGCAUAGGUAGCUGCUGGAGGGGUACCUGGCCUCUCUGGGGCAAGACGAGGCCUAGUGACCCCAGGGGUAUUUUGUUCCUACUCCCUGGGACUCCUAUGCUGGAUCCACCUGGGAAUUUUCAUGUAUGCUCUGAAUUUCUCACCCAAAGUAUCCCAGGAAUGGCCAACCAAGGAUAAAAGGAGUAGCCUUAGUCUAUAAUUAUCAAUAGAUGACUUUGCCUCUACUUGCACAUCCCCGGUGAUAGGGAGCUUCUUUCCUCCCCAGGCAGUUGACUCCAAGGGGACUUAGUAACUAACAAUUAGCAAGCUCUAUCUUAUAGUGAGCGUACACUCUCUUUCUGCUGAAAUCUCAGUUCUGGCUCUGGCUCUGGCUCUGCUUUGGGACCCUUGGAGCUACUUUUUCCACCUGGCUUCCAGCCAGCCCUGCAGAGAUGGGAAGGCAGUAAUGGUAGGGGAGGAGGGUCCCCUGAGUUUACUCUCCUUAGGUAGCAUAGCUCCAGUUCCUUCAGGCAAUCCUUACAAGAUAUGUGCCCCCGGACUUGGCCCAGUUGAUCAUUCUUCUCUCCUGGCCCUGAUAUGGACAUAGGACUUCAUAUGGCCUGGGCAGUACAGCCAAAAUCAGGACUGUUCUAUUCCUGUUACGGGCUGUUAGACCUCUGUGAAUGAGCCUGAGCUGCCACUAACUGUUUCUGCACAGGUACUGGUGGGACACUGAUACCUCACAUUCAGGCCUGUCUAGAUCUCUUUUGGACCGUGAAUCUAUUUAAGAUUAGCUAGCUCUCUGAUGGGGCCCAACAAACACAUUCAGUCCUGCUCCAACAGAAAGGGGCUAAAUCCUAUUCUGCUUUCUCCCUUUCCCUUCCCCAAAACCUGCUUACAUCCCUGGACCCAACCCUUAGAAAUGUCCCCACCCCCAUCUCUGGCAAAAGGAUCUGCUCUGGGUCGACCUUGGCCACUAUCAUUCUUACCUGUGCAGAAUGUUCUGGGAUUUAUUACUUGGCCUUGUUGGUCAUGGGAAGCUUGUGUGCCCUGGCAGGCGUGGAGAUCUGGGCUCUGUGGGCGGGAGGCAGGCCCUAGGGAACUGGGGGUGGGACCCUCCAGUCUUAGAGCAGUCUCAGUCUGGCUGGAGCCCUCAACCCAAGCCCCGGAUCCUUCAGCACCCAGUGUGAGUGUCGCUUAGUGCGCCUACCCCAGCCCUGACCCCCUGAUGCUGAGCUGGACUGGUGGACUAGAGUUCCCUUAAUGGAGGGAGGUCUGAGGCCCAAGGGGAGAUUUGGGCUUUGGCCUCUUAAUACAAAGCCAUCUCUAUCUGCCCUCCAGAAAGAAGCCUAGCUUGAAGGGUCGUGGUGGUCGGGGCAGUGGGGGUGGGGGAGGGAGUUCUCUGCUCAGAGGGAGAAGGGAGCAGAAAAAGCCCAGCCACCUCCGUCUGGGUCUGUCCUUCCUGGGUCUGGCCUGGCACAGCACGCUCAGCCUGAGCAGAGAAGGUUCCCGUGACCCUCAGGUUCCUGAAAGCCUUGGAUUGGGUGACAUGGUCUUCUCAGAGAGGAAGGAGAUAGAGGUCUGGGCCUCCGGAGGGACCCUGGUAUCUUGGGGUCAGGGUACUGCUGGCCUGAGGCUUGGAUCAUUCUGAGCCUGGGGGUGGGAUGGCUGGAAGCCUGUGGUCCCAUUGAAACAGGUUAUGGGGCCCUCCCACUGUUCCUGGUUGAACGUGGGUGAAGAGCGGGAAUGUGGUCAGACGGGGUCAGUGGGAGGGCUCGGGCCACUCUGAGUCAAGUGUCCUUUAUCUAGAUUACUUGGCCUGGAGAAAACCUUGAUCUGGAGUCUUAAGCUAUCAAGUGGCAAGAGGCCUUAGUCCUAAUGUUUGAUCCUACCGUAGUUCUGGGCCUUGGUCUUCCCUUCUGUGGAAUGGAAAUAAUAACCCUUCCACCUCCGACCCUUCUCCUGAGUGGGUAUGAGGGUCCUGGGAAUGAGGUGGGCCAUCGGAGCUCCCAUGUCCAGGCCACUGGGAGCCUCUGUUCUCCAGCCGCUUCAAGAGGUGAACCUAUAGGACCCGUGUGCCAAGGGGAUUCCUAGUGAGCUGACCCUGCCUCUCUCUGCUCUUCUUGUCCCAUCUAACUCUGUACCUCCUCUUCUGCACUGCUUUCCUUUCUCCCUUAUGCCCUUCCUGCUCUUUCUACUCUGGCUUUUCUCUAUACCCUGAGGAGCCUGCUCUGGAGAAGGCCCCACUGUCCUAGGCCCAGUUAUCCCCACCAGGCUCCACGUUGUGUCCCUCGCCCUGCCUGGGCAGCACUCCCUACAGGAUGUUCUCUGCGGCCUCCCAACCCUUGGACCCCGAUGGGACCGUGUUCCGACUCCGCUUCACAGCCAUGAUCUGGUGGGUCGUCACUUUCCCCGUGUUCGGCUUCUUCUUCUGCAUCAUCUGGUCCCUGGUGUUCCACUUUGAGUACACGGUGGCCACUGACUGUGGGGUGCCCAAUUACCUGCCGUCGGUGAGCUCGGCCAUCGGCGGAGAGGUGCCCCAGCGCUAUGUGUGGCGCUUCUGCAUCGGCCUGCACUCGGCGCCCCGCUUCUUGGUGGCCUUCGCCUACUGGAACCACUACCUCAGCUGCGCCUCCCCGUGUCCCGGCUACCGCCAGCUUUGCCGCCUCAACUUCAGCCUCAACGUCGUGGAGAACCUCGCGCUGCUGGUGCUCACCUACGUCUCCUCUUCCGAAGACUUCACCAUCCAUGAAAAUGCUUUCAUCGUGUUCAUCGCCUCAUCCCUCAGUCACAUGCUCCUCACCUGCAUUCUCUGGCGGCUGACCAAGAAGCACACAGUAAGUCAAGAGGAUCGCAAGUCCUACAGCUGGAAACAGCGGCUCUUCAUCGUCAACUUCGUCUCCUUCUUCACGGCGCUGGCUGUCUACUUCCGGCACAACAUGUAUUGUGAGGCUGGAGUAUACACCAUUUUUGCCAUCCUGGAGUACACCGUUGUCCUAACCAACAUGGCGUUCCACAUGACGGCCUGGUGGGACUUCGGGAACAAGGAACUGCUCAUUACCUCCCAGCCUGAGGAAAAGCGGUUCUAAACCCUUCUCUGCUGCUGAGGAGGAGGCCCACUGCCCAGGAGCUAGGAACAAGAUACCACUCUGGCCUUCCCUCACCCCGUGUCCUCUCUGAGCCCUACUGGGGGAAGCUGGGGGAAAGGGGAAGAAGGGAGGAGGGGCACAGGACAAGACUCUACCCAGCCCUGCUGGGUUCUCCUUUCCCCCACCCACGUGAAGGCACAGGGGCCUUCAAGCAGCACCACCCGUACCUGAGAAGCCCCAAGAAGCUGAGCUGGCAGGAGAGCUCCACCAUUUGGUGCUAAAAAAAGUCCUGAGGUUCAUAACCACCAUCCGCUUCUUGGCCUUUACAUAGCCACCCCUCGCUGAGGUCAGGGACCACUGAGCAGUGGCUGUUACCAGAAAACCACAGCCAUUUCUCCCCACGGGGCCAUUCACUAGACUCGUGUCUAAUGAUCUGCUCUGCACAUUCAGGCCUAUGACCACAGUCCCCUGCUAAGGUUGCCCAGGUGUCCCAAUCCUGACUUCACUUCUGAUUUGUUGUGUGCCCUUCCCUACCUGAGCCUCUGUGUCCAUGGGGAUGAUGGGGGUGGGGGGAAUGGGAAGGCUGUAUCAUUUCCAAGGACUCUGCCAGUCUGUGCUGCUCUCUGUGGAGGUGGUGUUCUGUACCCAAAGGAUGACCUGCUCCAGAAAAAGCACUGGCUCAGUCUGUAUUUCCCUUCCCUUCUGAAAUCACUGGCUUACAGAUGCUUCCUCCUUGGCAAAAGUGCCAGGUAGAGGGGUCAGAGGCACAGAUUCCUACCCCAACAUGGGCUCUCUGGUGUCCCCCUGUCCUCCCUACUGCCUCAGGUCCUGUGCUCCUUUGGUUGUAUAUUAUAUUUCAAAGGAAAAUAAAUUUUUUUUGU